AUGUCAUUGGUAUCUCCUAACAGUAAACCCACGAUUUUCAAGAAUAAUAAUAUUCUUCUAAAAAAUGACUCCAUCGAUCCACCCACCAAAUCCAAAAGUCCAACCAGAAAACCUUCCAAUGUGUCAUUAUCAGCGGCACCAUCAGCCAACAAUGCAUCAAUUUCACCAUCUAAAAGACAUUAUCUUCAACAAAUGAGUCCAAAUAUUUCCAACAGAACAGUUCAUUUGCCUAAUGAUACACCUUUAAAGCAACAAUCUUUGAAAAGAUCAUCAAUAUCUUCUUCAAAUUCUGGUGCUGGUGUUGGUGCUAGUGCAGAAGUUGCCGCUGAUUCUUCAUCGACAACAACCAUUAAACCCAUUGCAAAACCAACAUCAAAAUUUCAACGACCACAAUUACCGCCAUCAUUACGACCACCAAUUAAUGGUAGAUCCAAAACAGCAAUCUUACCUUCUCUCUCCAAAUCAACAUCGAGUUUAACAACAACUCAUUCACUGACACAAUCAUUAUCUAAUCCAUUUAUUCUACGUCGAGCCAAUUCACUCAUAAGUCAAGGUGGAUCUUCAUCAUUAUCAGAUUUACAUCAACAACAACAAUCAUCAACAACAUCUUCUGAUCGAUUUAUUCCAUCUCGAUACAAUUCAGUUACUGGUAAACUAGAUACAUCUAAUGAAGUACCAUUACCUAAUGCUGCCCCAGAAGUACAUAUUAAGGCACAAACUUCAAAAAUUUAUCAACAUCAUGUAGCUGAAGCAUGUGGAUUAGAAAUGAAUUCGAGAAUAUUAUUAUAUCAACCAUUACCACCAGAACGGAAAAAACCUGUGAAUUUAGUUCGACAAUUAUCUAAUCAAUCAUCAAGUUUAACACCAGGUGCAUCUAAUAUACCAAAUUCUCAAUUGUUUAGAACAAGUUUUUUAACUAAAUCAGGGACAUUAACACCUUCAGCUGCAGCUGCAAGAGCCAAUAAAAUACCCAAUGCUCCAGAAAGAGUUCUUGAUGCUCCUGGGUUAAUUGAUGAUUUUUAUUUGAAUUUAUUAGCAUGGUCUCUGACAAAUUUAUUAGCCAUUGGGUUAGAAGAUGCAGUUUAUGUAUGGAAUGCAUCUACUGGAUCUGUUGGACUUUUAUGUGAACUUGCCGAUAAAACUUUGGUAACAUCAUUAAGAUGGUCACAAGAUGGUUCAUAUAUUUCUAUUGGUAAAGAUGAUGGAUUAAUUGAGAUUUGGGAUAUUGAAUCAAAUAGUAAAUUACGAACAUUGAAUUGUGAUAAUCAUUUAACUCGAAUUGCUCUGCAAAGUUGGAAUCAACAUGUUUUAACUAGUGGAUCAAGAAUGGGUCAUAUUUAUUUUUCUGAUGUUAGAGUGGCUAAUCAUUUAGUUAAUAAAAAUCAAGAAGCUCAUUCUGCAGAAAUUUGUGGUAUUGAAUAUCGUCCUGUUGGAACCACCACCACCACUACUACUCCUACUAGUAUUAAUGAUUCAUUACAAUUUGCAAGUGGUGGGAAUGAUAAUUUAGUAUGCAUUUGGGAUGCGAGAAAUGUUACUACACCAAUAUUUUCAAAAUCUAAUCAUAAAGCUGCUGUUAAAGCAUUAUCUUGGUGUCCUUAUCAAUCAACAUUAUUAGCGACUGGUGGUGGAUCUACUGAUAAAACAAUUAAUUUCUGGAAUACCACCACUGGAGCUAGAGUAAAUACCAUUGAAACUGGUUCACAAAUAUCUUCAUUAAAUUGGGGGUAUGCUAAUGGUACUGGAUUAGAAAUUGUGGCAACUCAUGGAUUCCCUAGUAAUAGUAUUUCUUUAUUUAAUUAUCCAACGUUACAAAAAACUGGUGAGAUAAUUAAUGCUCAUGAUACAAGAAUAUUAAAUGGUUGUUUAUCUCCUGAUAAUCUUACUUUAGCAACUGUUGCUGGUGAUGAAAAUUUGAAAUUUUGGUCAUUAUUUGAUCUUUAUAAAAAUAAUAAACGGGAUUAUAAUCAUUUACGUCAUGGUCAAGAUCGUGAUAAUGAUUAUGAUGAUGAUGAUGGUGUCAGUGAUGUUAAUGGAUUAAAUAAUGAUGAUAAUGAUGGUGGUGGUCAUGAUAGUAAAAGAAUUAAAAAAAUGAUGAACCUUAGAUGA
Candida dubliniensis CD36 is the source of this 2109-nucleotide messenger RNA. It is a transcript of the gene CDC20, whose product is annotated as ubiquitin-protein transferase activating protein. Gene Ontology annotation, cellular component: anaphase-promoting complex. Gene Ontology annotation, biological process: anaphase-promoting complex-dependent catabolic process; positive regulation of ubiquitin protein ligase activity; positive regulation of anaphase-promoting complex-dependent catabolic process. NCBI's taxonomy places the organism in Eukaryota, Fungi, Ascomycota, Pichiomycetes, Serinales, Debaryomycetaceae. The transcript has a single exon. Bases 1 to 2109 code for a protein of 702 amino acids. The record is from RefSeq and is a predicted model, not a curated record. Gene Ontology annotation, molecular function: anaphase-promoting complex binding; protein binding; ubiquitin ligase activator activity.